Molecule: messenger RNA, 1005 nt
Organism: Camellia sinensis
Lineage: Eukaryota; Viridiplantae; Streptophyta; Magnoliopsida; Ericales; Theaceae
Product: protein FAR1-RELATED SEQUENCE 5-like
Source: RefSeq, a predicted model, not a curated record
AUGAAUAUUGAACAAUCAAUUGAGUGUGUCAAUGAAAGGUUAAAUGAUCAAAUUGAACAAGGUGGAAUAAACAUACAAAGUCAGGGAAGGGAAGAAAAUGGGCAAAAUGAGAUACUUGAAAAUAUUGGUUGGAAAUUUCGAUCUCGUAAAGAGCUCCUUGAUAUCAUCCAAGAAUUUUUCUCAAUGCAAGGGUAUGCAAUAUCUUUUAAAAACUCCAAAAAAGAUAGAUAUGUGACCAUUGGUUGUGAUAGAGGUGGUUGUUACCGAAAUAAGUCGCAUGUUCCUAUGGAGCAUCGACAAAGGCAAAUGGCUACUCACCUUAUUAAUUGUCCCUUUGAAAUUCAAAGUAAGAGACAAAGUGAUGGGUUUUGGGUGCUUGAAGUAAAAAAUAGCUCACAUAAUCAUAAGCCUUCUAGUGACAUGUCCGGACAUCCUUAUUGUCGUCGUUUAUCCAGAGAAGGAGUUUUGAGCAUUGAAGAAAUGACUAGAUCGGGGAUACCAUCGCCCCAAAUUCUUUCUUCACUUAGACAAAAGAAUCCGAAGCUUCAAGCGGUAUCAAGGACUAUAUACAAUAUGAAGGCUAAACUUCACAAGGAUAACUUGGCAGGGCGAACUAUAAUACAAGCAUUGUUUGAAGAACUUCGUCAAGGUGAUUUAACUUUUAAUGUUGCACAUAAUCAAGAUGGACAUUUGACACAUCUCUUUUUUGCACACCCUUCUUCAAUCAUGUUGACAAGGAAUUACUCGAAUGUUUUUGUGAUGGAUUGCACUUAUAAGACUAACAAAUACAAGAUGCCACUUCUUGACAUAAUUGGUGUUUCAAGUUUCAACAUUUUGGAUAAAGAGGGAGAAGAAGAUUAUGUUUGGGCUUUACAAAUGUUUAGUAAGAUAUUGGGUCCCAUUGGCCAUCCUUCUGUCAUUGUAUCUGAUAGGGAAUUGGCAUUAAUGAAUGCCAUACAAGUUGUCUUUCCAACAACUAAGAAUCUUUUAUGUGUGUCACAUUGA